Molecule: messenger RNA, 3246 nt
Organism: Penicillium salamii
Lineage: Eukaryota; Fungi; Ascomycota; Eurotiomycetes; Eurotiales; Aspergillaceae
Source: the annotation of a GenBank genome assembly
AUGGGAUCGACAGAGGUCUCCGGCCCGGUCCUCACCCAGCUACUAGAUGAGCAAGCACAGGAAACCCCCGAGCGAGUGUAUUGUGUGCAUCCAGUAUCCCAGGACUCAGAUCAAGGAUGGCACCACAUUACCGUCAAACAGAUGAGCGAGGCCGUUGACCGCUUGUCCUGGUGGAUCGAAAGCAAGCUCCCUGCAGGAGAGCCGCAGGUGCUAGCCUACAUCGGCACUAAUGAUUUGCGCUAUGCAGCAUUCAUCCUGGCAUGUAUGAAGACCGGUCACUCGGCCUUGCUACUAUCCACACGAAACUCCUUAGUAGCCAACCAGCAUUUAUUACGCAGCACGAGUUGUCCAGUACUCGUCGAUGGCUCUGAGAGGCCAACUCUGCGUACACUAGUCAGCGAACUAGUUGAAUCCUGCCCCGAGACAGAGAGAUGGCACAUGGGUCCUAUCUGGGACAUCUUCGCAUCCGACACAGUAAAGCCAUAUAUUCACAACGAGAGCUAUGCUGCCCUGGAAGAUCGAACGGCGGUAAUGAUUCAUAGUUCAGGCACAACCGGGCUUCCUAAGCCGGUUCGCCUUACAUAUGGAUAUCUUGCAACGUUGUUCUACAUGCAAACACUGCCGGUGCCUGAAGGUCGCCAGUCCACCCAGCUGUUUGUUCACUUGAAGGACCAAUUGAGGAUCAUGAGUGGACCCUUGUUUCACUUCAUAGGUCUGGUAUGCAUCUCCGAGUCUAUUUUCUAUCGCACUUCAUUCUUGCUGGCACCGGACCGGCCCUUGACUGCAGACCUCUUCUCAAGCAUCAUGUCUUUGGAUGUCCCGCCGAGAUGGGGUUUAGUUUCGCCUUUCGUGUUGGAAGAGCUCUCUGCCUCCAAAAAAGGCCGAGAUGCAUUAUCGAAACUAUCCGCCAUUAAUUUCGGAGGUGCUCCGCUUUCACAAGCUGCCGGAGACAUCAUUUCAGGCCUGAUUCCAUUGCAGCCCCUAUACGGGAGUACUGAAAGUGCAUACACAGCGAAUCUGCGAUGCGAAGACCCCGCAGAUUGGAACUAUCUCGAGUGGAAUCCCAAUUUCGGCACACACAUGGACGACGUGGGCGAUGGGUUGUGCGAACUAGUACUCCCCCGAGGGGAAUCGCGUCGCUGGAAGGGCAUUUUCCAUACAGAUCCUCACUUGACUGAGCAUCGGACAGGUGACUUAUUUCGCGAGCAUACUUCCAAGCCUGGAUUGUGGCAGUAUCAAGGUCGCGGGGACGAUAUAAUUGUCCUCAGCAAUGGGGAGAAGUUCAAUCCCACUGAUGCAGAGAAAGUGAUUGAAUCACACCCGCUGGUUAAACACGCAGCUAUCCUCGGACAGAACAGGUUCCAGGCAUCGCUACUCAUCCAACCUCAAUGGGACAGUCUUCCUGAAGACUGGAGCUCGGAAUGGUUGCAUCAGAAUCUGCGGCUGAUCAUAGACAAAGCUAAUGUUAGUUUACCUGGACAUGGGAAACUAUUCUAUAGUCAUGUCGCGUUUGCAUCUGAGGAUAAGCCAUUUGCACUAUCGCCCAAAGGUACCUUGCGCCGUCGAGAAAUUGUGAAGGCAUAUGAAUCUGUCAUUGAUGACUUGUAUGUCCCUCAGCCUGCCAGCGCGCAGGCUAAGGCUCAAAUGCCCGAGCUCCAGGGAUAUAGUCUGGAGGAAAUAGAGAUAUGGAUUCAGAAUGUCGUUUCACACAUUAUCUCUUUGGAGAACCUCAAUCUCGACGACGGGAUCGUUGCCCUGGGAAUGGAUUCUCUUCAGCUGGUCCGAUUGGCACAAGUGCUACAAGACACAACCGAUGGAAUGGAAUCACUGCUGCAUCCUAAACGCUGGACGAGUGCUCUAUUUUAUGAACUAGAGACAUUACGCCGGAUCGCGAUUUCGUUCCACCAUCAAGUGAAUGGUGACACCUCGAAAGUCAACGAGGAACACGUUUUAUCAAGAAGCGAUACAAUGAUGAAAUUCGCCUGGGAUCAAGCACAACAUCUCGCCGGCGGAGGUAUCCAAGUCAUCUUGACUGGGUCGACUGGCGAACUAGGAAGCUUCCUGUUGAACCAAUUACUCCAGGAUCUCACAAUUACCCGAGUAAUCUGUCUCAACCGCUCAUCCGAUGCCGCAGAACGACAACUCCAGACAUUCCGACGAAAGAAACUAUCCAGCUUCUGGCUGACAGAAAGUUCACGCGUGGAAUUCCAUCAAUGUCAGCUCCACGAACUCCACCUCGGACUCGGGCAAGAGAAAUAUACCGCAUUACAAAGAAAUGUUUCAAUCAUCAUCCACAACGCCUGGCCAGUGAACUUUAACCAAAAUCUCGCAAGUUUCGAGCCGCAUCUAACAGGAGUUCGAAGGCUCCUUAACUUCGUGGAGUCUUCAGCCCGCAACCCCGAGUUCCACUUUAUAUCCUCCAUUUCAACAGUUGCAGGAAGCGUGUCCGACUCCGUCAUUGAAAAACCCCAGGAUAUCUCCUGUGUUCUUCCACAAGGGUAUGCGGAAUCCAAGUACAUUGCCGAACAUCUUUGCGAGCUCUCCAGUAAACAAAGCGGAAGCAGAAUUGCCAUCCAUCGCGUUGGACAGUUGGGCGGUCCAUCCAAUUUCUCUGCUGGCAUGUGGAAUACAAGAGACUGGUUCCCAUCUCUGAUUAAGUCAUCCCUGACCAUGGGAAAGGUACCAGAUUGCCUGGGAUCAAUGCAAGUGGAUUGGCUACCGAUUGUGAGUGGGCAUCAGAGUAACACGAAAAUAAAACUAAUUAUGCACCAGGAUACCGCUGCCAGAAUCAUUACCGAGAUAGUCGAUACUCGGAAAUCACGCGAAUACCCAGCUCUGACGGUAUAUCACAUCGUCAAUCCUAAUACGGUUGACUGGAAGGCGAUUUCUCCCUUGGUGGCUGGAGCAUGUAAGGCGGAUAUCGUGUCACUGGACGAUUGGAUUAAAAGUGUGAAAGAGCGAGCGUUUGGAUCUGGAUCUGGAUCUGGAUCUUCUGGGACCGAUCUAUCUGAUUUACCGGCGGCGCAGCUUUUGGACUUUUUUGCUCUUCUGCUGCGAGGGGAAGGACAGGUGCAGCCUCGUAUUCUUACUAGUGGUGCGAGAGAGGAUUCUCGGACACUCAAUGCUAUUGGGGGUGUGGAUUCGAGUAUGGUGAUGAUUUGGUUGGGACAGUGGAAGGAAGAGUGGAUGCCUGAGUUGAGUACUGAGAUGUGCGGGUUGAGAUGUUGGGGCUAUGUUGCGCUAUAG